AGUCGGUCUACCCAACUUAAAUGACAUAGAAUUAUCUCACAACCGACUCUCUUCCAUGCCCACAUUCCCAAAUUUGCCAUCGUUGGAAACUCUCGAUCUGUCUUAUAAUCGAAUAGAAAUCUUGUCAUUUGAAUACUUUGUCAAUCUGCCAAACCUUGAACAAUUGAUUCUGACUGGUAACAGAUUGAAUACCAUUCCGGUUUUUCCAAACAUCGAAUUUCUCGUAAGUCUCAUUCUCAGCGAAAACUUCAUCACCUACUUUGAAGAUAAUCCGUUUGAGCAACUGUCUUCAUUAACGAAACUUGAAAUGGUCGACUGCAAUUUGACGUCAAUCUCUCCAUUUGGCCCUAUGGCAUCUUUGCAACAGUUAAUUUUGGAGCACAAUAAGAUCAGCGAAUUUAACGUGGGCUUUUUCUACGGUCUUCCAAGUCUGCAGCUGCUGAAUUUGGCUGACAAUGAAAUCACAUCUCUCCCAGCUGCAUUGCCUAUCCCGCUCGUUACCCAACUCAUUGUCUCUCACAAUGCUAUUUCCGUUAUUGAUAAUUUCGCAUUCGUUCAGAGUGAACGCCAGUUCAAUUUAGAUAUUUCCCACAACAUGGUGGAGUCUCUAGACUUCUUGAUGUAUGCACAAUCACAAUCGUUAUGGGUUAAGGCUGAUUCAAAUCGAAUCCGGGAGUUUCCAAUCACAGGCAUUUCAGAAAACGUACGUUAUCUAUCACUUGCAGAGAACGAAAUAAGUUUUAUAUCCCAGCUUACCUUUGCCUUUGCAACGAGCUUAUAUUGGCUCUCCUUGAGCAAAAACCAAAUAAGGCACAUAUCUGGUACUUCCUUUUCAGCGUGCUCAUCUCUAAGCAGCCUUGAUUUGGAUGGCAAUCCCCUGGAGUCGAUCGAUGCAGAAGCAUUCAGUGGUCUAACAUCUUUGCAAUUUCUUCGAAUGGCAAACCUUCCUCUUCAAAAUUUUCCCGAAAACCUUUUUGACGCCGUUGAAUUACCCAACCUUGGUUACGUACACAUCAUGAACACGUCAGCGCUCAUUACAGCGUCGCUUGACUUUCAAUAUGCGCACCAAGUGAAUCUGGACCAUCAGCAAAUCAUUGCAAUGCCCAACAUAUCAGCUCCACGACUUCAAUCCAUCAGCGCCACUUAUUGUCUCUUCACGAACAUCCCAACUGAACUUUUCACCCGCCAUCCAUAUCUGGAGAACCUACGUCUUUCCUACAACCGUAUCGCAACAAUCAAUGAGGGAGAUUUCGUAAAUGCCAUCAAGCUCCUCAAUAUUCAUCUCGACAAUAACCGCAUCAACUUAGUGGCACCAGGCUCGUUCCAACCAUUUGUAUUUGUCAUUUUCAUUGGCUUACAGGGGAAUGAACUUUCUCAUUUCGAUAUCGGAAGGUCUUACCUAAACGCCAUUCAACGAAUAGACCUGUCCGAUAAUCCAUGGCACUGUGAUUGUCGUCUUGAGUCUCUGAAAUGGGUCUUGAUGAAAUACGACGACGUCAGCGAUCCAAUACACUGCGUUUCGCCUCCAGAGCUAUCAUCCAGGGCGAUCAAUUCCCUCCAAAUGUCUGAUCUUGGUUGCGUCAAUGGAAAUCAAACCGACGCGGUUGACGAUCUCGAGACAGAAACAGUUUACGAUCUCGUGACUGAAACGGUUUACGAUUUCGUGACUGAAACGGUUGACGAUUUCGUGACUGAGACGGUAUAUGAACUCAUGACCGAAGUCACUGAUGUGUUGGUAACUGAGGACGUUGUUGAGUUUUUCACCUUCUUCUUUGAGGAAAGCUCAGGUGUGGACCUUGGACGUGCAGGCGAUCGGGAUGAGAUGGGACCUCCCUACGAACACGACGAUGAUGAUGGUGAUGAGGAUAAUGACAACGGUGAUGGUCAAGGUGGUGAAGACUUGACCGUUCAGCCUAUCGUUGAUUUUACCAACGGAGAUUCAGAUGAAACAAUGGACUGGUAUCCGCCUUGCCAUCUUGGUCUAUCUACGUGCUCUUGUCAUAUCUUUAAAGCGCCCUCUAUUUUAAUCUUAAUUGCAUUGCUAAUGGCAGUACAUGUAUUCGCGUGAGAGUUGUAGUCUGUAGACAUAUUGGAAUCUAGAUGUUUAUGUAUAGUGCAAAGAUUAUCUAAAGCGGCUGUUAAGGUAGGAGUUAGACAUCUGAAUUCCUGAACUCUUUUAAUUUAGGAAAGACCUGUGAUCAUGGUCGAACACAUCCACGGACGAUUUGCUGAAAGUUUUACUUUGUAAAGGUGAAUAACAAAUUCAAAGAAAUUCGAAUUCACUUAUUAAUGUUCGCUUUGCAACGCUUACAAAUCCCAUGUUUUGUAUUGAUCAAAAUGAACUUAUAUGUAUAAC
Molecule: messenger RNA, 2356 nt
Organism: Strongylocentrotus purpuratus (purple sea urchin)
Lineage: Eukaryota; Metazoa; Echinodermata; Echinoidea; Camarodonta; Strongylocentrotidae
Product: insulin-like growth factor-binding protein complex acid labile subunit
Exons: 1
Coding region: 56-2068 (670 amino acids)
Molecular function (GO): protein binding
Source: RefSeq, a predicted model, not a curated record